Messenger RNA from Aureobasidium pullulans EXF-150, 515 nucleotides. RefSeq lists its product as uncharacterized. The transcript is spliced from 2 exons. Bases 56 to 358 code for a protein of 100 amino acids. The record is from RefSeq and is a predicted model, not a curated record. NCBI's taxonomy places the organism in Eukaryota, Fungi, Ascomycota, Dothideomycetes, Dothideales, Saccotheciaceae.
CACUCUGCUCUCCACUCAAGCAAGUCAAGAACCAACAUCAACACACAAGCCAAACAUGCUCGCCCAACGCACACUCCUCCAAGCCUCACGAGCAACCCUCUCAACAACACCAACCCGCCUCAUCCACUCCACACCCAAACUCCUCCAAGCAGCGGCAAGAGAAGAACAAGCCGCCCACACAGCAUCCCAACGAGUGAGAUAUUGGAUCAAAUCCUUGCCCGUCGAAACAUAUCCUUUGUUCGUUGUUUGCGGAUUUUCUCUUAGUUUUGGUGUUUAUUCGUUUGUUAGGCCGGCGUUGCAGGAUCCGACGUUGAGGUUGAAGAGGAGUAUUGCUCAUGCUGCUGGUGGGCAUCAUUGAGAAAGUGGUGGCUUUGUUUUCUCGAAGCUGGUCACGAUGAGUCGGUCUCUGAUCUUCUACUGGUGUUUUGUGUUGCCGGUUUAUUUUUCUUCGGUCGGUGUUCCUUUAAUGGCAGGUGGUAAUGUUUAACUCUUCCGGGAUAAUUGUACAUAUCGAG